CAGUCUCCAGAGGUAACUAGUUCCAAGCCUCUUAUAAAUAACACAAAUCAGGAAAAAAAAUGAGAGCAAUUCCCCUCUUUUUUUUAAUUGUCCCUCUUGUUAUUUCCUCUAGAAUUGACACAGAAUUUUCCUCACUUGAUUCUCUUCCUCCAGAGCCAAAAUCAAGAUUUGCUAUGCUGGAUGAUGUAAAAAUCUUAGCCAAUGGCCUCCUUCAGUUAGGACAUGGUCUUAAAGACUUUGUUCACAAGACGAAGAGUCAAAUCAAUGACAUAUUUCAAAAACUUAACAUUUUCGACAAGUCUUUUUAUGAUCUCUCACUACAAACCAAUGAGAUCAAAGAAGAAGAAAGAGAACUCCGAAAAACAACGUCCAACCUUCAAGCCAAAAAUGAAGAAAUGAAAAAUGUGUCCCUGGAGCUGCAUUCAAAGCUUGAGGAUCUCUUAGAAGAAAAGAUUCAACUCCAAGAGAAAGUGAGGUCCUUGGAAGAGAAGCUCAUCACAUUAACUCACAGCCAACCCGAAGGCCAAGAACGUCAAGAAGUGACCUUCCUCAAAACUUUUGUAGAACAGCAAGACCUCAGCAUCAAAGAGCUUUUCCAAACGGUCCAAGAGCAGUACCAGCAGCUGACCAGGCAGCAUGGCCAAAUCAAGGAGAUGGAAAACCAGCUCAGAAAGACGGGUUUUCAAGAAACCACAGACAAUUCCAUUUCUUCAAAACAAAGAGCACCAAGGACCGUUCCUUCCCUUCAACCCAACGGAACAAAGCUGGCAGAACAAGAUGAUGUGCUGGGUGACUGCGCUGCCCUUUACGAUGGAGGUCUGCGGUCCAGCGGCAUAUAUACCAUCAAGCCCAGCCAAUCCGAAGUCUUCGACGUCUACUGUGAAGUGAAGUCAGGUAGUUCAUGGACAGUAAUUCAGCACCGUAUGAACGGAUCACAAAACUUCAAUGAAACCUGGGAGAACUAUCAACAUGGCUUUGGGAGUCUUGAUGGAGAAUUUUGGUUGGGUCUAGAGAAGAUCUACUCCAUAGUUAAGCAAUCCGAUUACAUUUUACGAAUCGAGCUGGAGGACUGGAAAGACAACAAGCGCUACAUUGAGUAUUCCUUUAGCCUGGGAAGUAGAGAGGCAGACUACACACUGCACCUGUCGGAGAUUCUAGGCAACAUUCCCAACGCAAUUCCUGAACACAAAGACCUCGUGUUUUCCACCUGGGAUCACAACGCAAAGAAAUACUGGAACUGCCCAGAAAGUUAUUCAGGUGGCUGGUGGUGGCACAACGUGUGCGGAGAAACCAACCUGAACGGCAAAUACAACAAGGCACGGGCCAAGGGCAAACCGGAGCGGAGAAGAGGCCUGUACUGGAAGUCUCACAAAGGAAGACUCUAUUCCCUCAAGACAACCAAAAUGUUAAUCCACCCAACAGACUUAGAAAGUUUUGAAUGAACACAGGCAAGUUUCCAAAAAGCAAUAAACUGAACAUUAAACUCAA
Molecule: messenger RNA, 1488 nt
Organism: Dromiciops gliroides (monito del monte)
Lineage: Eukaryota; Metazoa; Chordata; Mammalia; Microbiotheria; Microbiotheriidae
Gene: ANGPTL3
Product: angiopoietin like 3
Exons: 7
Coding region: 60-1442 (460 amino acids)
Biological process (GO): cholesterol homeostasis; phospholipid homeostasis; phospholipid catabolic process
Source: RefSeq, a predicted model, not a curated record